AUGUAUCAGAUACUGGCGCCACCACAUAUCGAAACUGAAAUGGCUACGACAGCUAACAGUCAUAAAGAUUGUUGGCCUGAGCUAAUUGGAAAAGAUGGCACUGAAGCAGCUGAAAUCAUUAAACAAGAAUCUGGUUUAACAAAAGUUCAAUUAUGUGGUCCAAAUUCUCGUUUAACUCGAGAUGUUCAAGAUGAUCGUGUGAGAGUAUCGGUCGAUGAAAAUAAUAAAGUUACUGCUGAGCCAACAAUUGGAUAA
Molecule: messenger RNA, 255 nt
Organism: Didymodactylos carnosus
Lineage: Eukaryota; Metazoa; Rotifera; Eurotatoria; Philodinida; Philodinidae
Source: the annotation of a GenBank genome assembly